Messenger RNA from Durio zibethinus, 2928 nucleotides. The record is from RefSeq and is a predicted model, not a curated record. Lineage: Eukaryota; Viridiplantae; Streptophyta; Magnoliopsida; Malvales; Malvaceae.
UUGGACUCUUUCUGUUCUAGCCUUUGGCUGCCUGUCCUCUCUAUCUUUUCUCUAACUUUUCUGCAUUGAAAUUUCUCAAUCUUUUCUCAAACAACAAAAACCCAAUUCCCCUUUGAUUUCCUUUUGCCCCUUUUUUUUCUCCUUUCAUACAAUCUCCUAUUCUCUCCUUCAGAUAAAGUCAAAUAAAAUUCAAUCUCCUAUUCUCUCCUUCAGAUAAAGUCAAAUAAAAUUCCCAAUCAUUUUGUUUUGCCUUUCAAAGGUAAAAAACUUUGAGUUUUUUACCCCAUUUUAAUGGCUGAAUUUGAAGAUAUUGGAGCUGAUAUUAGUUCUGACAUUGAAGGUGAUGACUUAAGAUGUGAAAAUAUAGCAGAGAAAGAUGUCAGUGACGAAGAGAUUGAAGCAGACGAGUUGGAGAAACGAAUGUGGAAAGAUCACAUCAAACUCAAAAGGAUUAAGGAAAGACGGAAGAUUGCAGCCCAACAGGCUGCAGAAAAUCAAAAGCCUAAGCAGACCUCUGAUCUGGCUCGGAGGAAGAAAAUGUCCAGAGCUCAAGAUGGGAUUCUUAAGUAUAUGUUGAAGCUAAUGGAAGUUUGCAAAGCACACGGAUUUGUGUAUGGAAUCAUUCCUGAGACAGGUAAGCCUGUAAGCGGUGCAUCAGAUAAUUUAAGAGCUUGGUGGAAAGAAAAGGUGAAGUUUGAUAAGAAUGGGCCGGCAGCCAUAGCCAAGUAUGAGUCAGAGUGUUUAGCUAUGAGGGAGUCUGAUAACAAUAGAAAUGGAAACCCGCAGAGCAGUCUCCAAGACCUGCAAGAUGCUACUCUUGGGUCCCUCUUGUCUUCUUUAAUGCAGCACUGUGAUCCACCUCAGAGAAAGUAUCCUCUAGAAAAGAGAAUUCCUCCGCCUUGGUGGCCAACUGGGAAUGAAGAGUGGUGGGUAAAGCUCGGGCUGCAACAGGGUCAAAGCCCUCCUUAUAAGAAGCCACAUGAUCUUAAGAAGAUGUGGAAGGUUGGAGUGUUAACAGCUGUGAUAAAGCACAUGUCACCUGAUAUUGCAAAGAUUCGAAGGCACAUACGCCGGUCAAAAUGUUUACAAGAUAGGAUGACAGCAAAGGAGAGUGCAAUUUGGUUGGGGGUUUUGGGCCAAGAGGAAGCUCUGAUUCAGCAACCUAGCAGUGAUAAUGGAACAUCCGGCAUAACUGAAAUGCCUCAAGGUGGUCGUGGUGAUAAGAAGCAAUCUGCUAUCAGUAGUGACAGUGAUUAUGAUGUUGAUGGUGUUGAUGAUGGAGUAUGUUCAGUUUCUUCCAAAGAUGACAGGGGAAAUCAACUGACAGAUGUGGAGCCUGUGGCUUAUAUAAACAAUAAUGAUUCCCAUGCAGUCCAAGAGAAGGAGCCGGUGGAAAAACAACAUAGGAGCAAGAGACCUCGUUUAAAACCAAGCCAUGGUGAUGAACAACCUGGGCCAAGCCAUGGUCAUCGACAACCUGGACCAUCUAACAAUGAACAUGUAAAUGCUGAGUCAAGAAGAACUUUGCCUGACAUCAACCAAACUGAUGUAUCAUUUCUGGAAUAUCAGAUGCCUGACACUCAACAGGAAAAUGAUGCAAGCACAGCAUUGGGGCAUGUGGAGAAAACUGGAGAUGUUCAGUCACAUCUACCUGCAAUUGAAUACUGCCAGUAUCCUGCAAUUCCUUCUGCUAAGGAAAUUUCCAUGGAUAGCAUGUAUGUAGAUGGAACGCCCAUGCUCUAUCCCUUGAUGCAACACGCUGAGCUGCACCAUGGUGCUGCAUAUGAAUUUAAUAAUCCAUCAGUUGAAUUUGGGCCUGCUCAUGAUAUUCAGCAAACUCAGAUGGAGAUGAAUGUACUACAGAUUAGGCCAGAAAAUGUGGUUCACGUAUCAGCACCAGGUAGAAAUGAAAAUGAAAUUAAUGGAGAAUUGCACCAUUAUGUGAAAGACAUAUUUCAUAAUGAGCAAGAUAGAGCUUUUCAUAAUCCCUUUGGUUCUCCAACAAGUGAUCCAUCGUUUUAUGGUGGAUUUCACAGCCCCUUUCAACUCCCAUUUGAUGGUACAAGUUCACUAGAGGAACUGCUUGAUGAUGACUUGAUACAGUACUUUGGAGCUUAGAUUUGAAAAUUUAAGAUGUCUGAGCAUAGAUUGCAAGUAAUAUUUUUCUCUUCAACCCCCUGUUUCAUUUAUAAAUGAUUCAUAAUCUUGUUUCCAAGGUUUUAUUUUAUGUUAGUUUUGCAGGAACUGCGAAACUAUGCAAUCAUCUCUGACCUGGAUGGAGGAAUUUCUCUUAUCCAUUAGUUUUUCUAGUGCAGGUGUUUUCAUUUGAAUAUGCAAAGACUGUAAGUCAAGUCAAAUUUUCUAAUUUAGUUCGAAAAACAUUAUAUUUUUGUGUCCUAUUCCCAGCUUCCCCUGAAUGGUAAUUUCAAUAAAGAGGUUCAUGUAAAUGUUUCAAUUUUAGAAGCUGUCCAUUUGACAAAUUUCUGACGUUUUCCUUGUUUCCUUAAGACAAAAUAGCCCAUUAGUCAAUAUAUUCCUUUCCAUGUAUAUGAAUUUCCAUCUAUAUAUAGUUAUUAUGUAGACAACUUAUUAUUUCUCAACCCAUCACCGCCUUACUAAUGGCCUAAGUUCAGCUUUUGAUUAUUUGUUUUAUCUCCAGUGUUUUUGGAUUUUUAUUGGGCUAGUUUAUUGCAUGAUAGAUGCUUUGUCAUAGUAGACUAGGGCACUUUUCUUGGGGGUAGCUCUUAAAGGAUCCAAUCCUCACGUGUAAAUAUGGAUAACUUUAUUCAAAUUCUUAUACUAUAUUUUGCUUCCCUGGGUCACUGGAGGCCUCAAAACCAGCAUUAUUCCUCCCCAACUGCCUCCUGAUCAGUCCACCCCAAGCAAAACACACCCAAGUAAAAAGGCAAAAAAAAUAAAUAAAUAAAG